Molecule: messenger RNA, 741 nt
Organism: Anopheles nili
Lineage: Eukaryota; Metazoa; Arthropoda; Insecta; Diptera; Culicidae
Exons: 1
Coding region: 1-741 (246 amino acids)
Source: RefSeq, a predicted model, not a curated record
AUGAAAGUGUUCCUGAGUGUGUUCGUUGCGGCCGGGUGUGUGCUGAUGGUCCUGGCUGGCCAAUCAAGUGGCAAGGAUGGCUGCAGUGGUCCUGACGGAGCGCUGGCUUGCCAUGGAACGCGUCUCGUGCGGACUCUCGUACGGCGCAUGGCUCGUGGCACGAGUCCAGCGGACGAAAGCGGCUCCGUACGUCUGCUGCCGGGCGUGGAAAUCGUGGAAAGUGCCGCUGAAGGGCCGACGGUGGAACGCGAACGUUCGCUAAACGAAGAGGAAGACCGCACGGUGCUGGGUAGGAUUGGACGUUACCUGCAACAACACGAGCUUCGCAUCAACCUCGGCCAAAUGGUGCAACGUGGUGACAUCCAGGAAGCGAUCCGGGGCGCAUUUGGAGCCAUCGAUCCCGAGCUGGUUGCGGACGUGGCCGAGGCACGCAAAAAGGAUAAAGGCGGUCUGGGCGCGAUCAUGAUGAUGGGACUGAUGAUGGGCAAGCUGCUGGCGGCGUUGGGCUUCGGUGGUGUAGGACUACUCGCUCUUAAGGCUCUUGGUGUGUCGAUGGUGGCGCUGUUGUUAUCGGCCAUCUUGGGUCUGAAGAAACUCACCGAGCAGGGUGAUCACAAGGGACGCUACAACGACGAGCACUUUGAACUGCACUCGGACGAUGGGCAACAUGGCCACGAUGGAAAUGCCCGUCGACGUCGUUCGGCUGCCAACCAGUUGGCGUACAAGGGCUGGAGACACUGA